Messenger RNA from Penicillium argentinense, 333 nucleotides. RefSeq lists its product as uncharacterized. Lineage: Eukaryota; Fungi; Ascomycota; Eurotiomycetes; Eurotiales; Aspergillaceae. The transcript is spliced from 2 exons. Bases 1 to 333 code for a protein of 110 amino acids. The record is from RefSeq and is a predicted model, not a curated record.
AUGGCCAAACGUCAAAGCUACAUCUGUAAGUACACCGACUGCACCAACCAGCGAGAGCGAGGCGGCUACUGCGCCAAGCACUGGAAAAAACUGAACGACGGCAAACCGAUGUUCCCCUGCGCCUUCCCCGACUGCGAAAAGGAAAAACGAAAGGACAAGUACUGCAUCAAACACUGGAACCACAUGAACCCGGGUAAACUCCACCGCCCCUGCAAAGAGUUACGAAGGAAGGACUUUGCUGCAAGCACUGGAAGGAAGCUCACCCCGACCGCGAAUUUCGAGCCCGUCGUCAAUGCAAGGGACUCCACAAAGGAUGCGCUAACAUUGCAGUGA